Messenger RNA from Habropoda laboriosa, 1299 nucleotides. RefSeq lists its product as uncharacterized. The transcript has 4 exons. Gene Ontology annotation, molecular function: serine-type endopeptidase activity. NCBI's taxonomy places the organism in Eukaryota, Metazoa, Arthropoda, Insecta, Hymenoptera, Apidae. The record is from RefSeq and is a predicted model, not a curated record. Gene Ontology annotation, biological process: proteolysis.
AUGUAUUACUCAGAGUUUCAAACAAUAGCACCAUGUGGAGGAGUACUUCUUUCACCAGACUGGGUUCUAACCGCAGCACAGUGUGUCCAGGACAAAAGAAAUUCCAUUAUUUUAUUUGCCACUGGAUUGAAUGGAACUGGUUCUAAACAAACAGUACCUGUAAAAGCUACAUAUAUAUAUCCAAUGUAUCAAGCUUACUCUGUUCUUCCUGAUCGAGAUUAUAACAUAGCACUUAUGAAACUUACCAAACCAUUUGAUAUAUGCCGUAACAAAAUAAUUCUACCUAAUGUUCAACCUAUCAAAUAUGAUAAUUACAAACUGUGUCUAAUAUUUGGGUGGCAAAGUUAUGUUUCAUUAUCUUCAAGGGUUCUAGCUAAGCCAAUUCAAUACUAUGAAGUAAUUCUUAAUACCUGGAAAAUGUGUACAUAUAUGAUAAAAACAAAUACAAAUUAUACCAAUAUAUUUUGUACAAUGGUCGAAUUUAAAGAUGAAAUAAAAGCUUGUGCUGGUAAUCCCGGUUCCCCGGUUGUAUGUGAGAAUCAAAAUCGUGAAACAGCUCUACUCGGAAUUGCAUCUUGGACAAACUUCUCUUUAGAGUGUGGAGAUCUUCAAACAUACCUUGAUCUUGAUGCAUUUAGGUAUAUGUUUACAAGUAAAAUAUAUUAAUUAAAAUUAAAUUGCUAUAAAAUUUGUUUCAAAUUAAAUGAAAAACAUUGUAAAUUUAAAAAUAAUGCUAGUAUGUACAAUAAUUCAUGGAAUGGAUCAGAUCUUGUACAAUCAGGCUCACAGAUAAGUUAUUGGCCAGAGGAUACAAAGAUACAACCAUAUAAUGUAUCAGAAACAUUAAUAAGGUCUCAAGACACAUCUACAGAAAACAUGAAUAAAUCCUAUUUCUGGAAUAAAUUAUAUCAAUCUAUUUUUAACAAUUUUAAUGAUACCAAUAUAUCUUCUUCUGAUGGUUACUAUAAGACAUCUUAUAUACCCAUAGCAAAAGAAUCAAAUAAUAAUAUUUAUAAAUAUGAAGAAAUUGGAAGUUUUCAAAAUAAUGAUCAAGUUGUAGAGAAUUUGAAUGAACAAAAUCCAUUCAGUAUUAUUAAUAAAUCAUUGUUAUGUAGUAAUCCAAAGACUGAUAAGGUCACAGUAAAACAUACGAAUCAAAUAGAAAUAGAUGAUUUUGAAUUUUUAUUGCCAUUUAAUUUUGAGGAUGUAACUGUUUCUUCUUCUUUUAUUAUUAUUUAUUUUAAAAAUCUAUUUUUGCACUGUGUAUUUUGGUAUCUUUACAAUAGUAUUUACAUGUAA